AUGAUGCGUCGAGCACGAGUGUUUCUUUGGCCGCUGCUUCUGGUUGUGACCUUCUGUGCGCGGGAUCUUCGCUUCGUCCCUGUCCCAGCUGCGUGCCGCUCUAGACGGAGCUUCUCACGCAUUGCUGCCCGAGCAGAGGCCUUCACAGCAGGUGAUUUGGCGCUGGGCGGCUUGUUUCUAGGCUUCUGUGGAGCAUACCUACCACAGGCGCUCGGCCUGAAUGGCCGCGCCUGGCAGGCAGGCAACAUUCGGUACUUUACCAAUCGGGGCACUGCCGCCUUUUCAGAAGCCGCGCGCACGCUGGCUGAGAAGCAUCCCGGCUUCCAGGAGGACGUCGUGUUCACCUAUUUCGACACCUUCCAGGGCGAGCUGCCGUACAUGGGCCGACCUGCGCGCCUGGUGCAGCUCAUUUCGCGGGAGGUGACGGAUGUCUAUGACCACAAGCGCGGACUGGAGGAGCGGCUUCGGGAGUACAACUGCGCGAGCGGCCCCUUUGCAGAGACCUACUUCUCCAAGGAGGAGGCCCUCGCGGCCUCGGAAGGCGAAGAAGCGGUGCUGUUCUUCGCCAAGGCGCCGGGCGAGAGCGGUGGCCGCGGCAUCCGCGUUUUGCGGCGGGAGGAGGUGCUGAGUGCAGACAUCUCUUCUGAUUAUGUGCUCCAAAGAGGGGUACAGGACUUGGAGCUGAUUGACGGCCGAAAGUUUGUGGUUCGGUUUUAUUUGCUAGUAUACGACCACCGCAUCUACUUGCACGAAAUGGGUGUCUUGAUAGUCCACGGUGCAAGGUAUGAUCCCACCAGCGUGGAGGACACGGUGCAGGUUCGGCAUGACUGGUACGACGACGCCUCCGACACUCGGCUGCUUCUGCUGCAGUCGGUGGAUGAGGGGCCGCGCUGGCGAGAGGCCAUCGCCGCCCAGCUGCGGGCGGCCGCGCCGGCGCUGGCGCCGCUGCUGGCAGCUUCCAGCACCUCGCGCUACGUGGUGGUGGGGGGGGACGCGCUCCUACGGAGCAACGGAGAGUCCAAGCUCAUUGAGCUGAACAUGUACCCCAACCUUUUCGCAGAUCGGGAGUUGGUGGAUGACCAGGUCUACAAGCCCCUUACCGAAGACAUCCUGUCCCUGAUUCUCUUCAAUCAGUUGAGCAACCGAUUUGAGGAAAUUAAACAUGAAGACUAG
Effrenium voratum is the source of this 1173-nucleotide messenger RNA. NCBI's taxonomy places the organism in Eukaryota, Dinophyceae, Suessiales, Symbiodiniaceae. The record is from the annotation of a GenBank genome assembly.